Messenger RNA from Homo sapiens (human), 1956 nucleotides. RefSeq names its product potassium calcium-activated channel subfamily N member 4 (gene KCNN4). Gene Ontology annotation, cellular component: plasma membrane; ruffle membrane; membrane. NCBI's taxonomy places the organism in Eukaryota, Metazoa, Chordata, Mammalia, Primates, Hominidae. Gene Ontology annotation, biological process: potassium ion transport; potassium ion transmembrane transport; positive regulation of transport. The transcript has 9 exons. The coding region runs from base 113 to 1396 and encodes 427 amino acids. Gene Ontology annotation, molecular function: small conductance calcium-activated potassium channel activity; calmodulin binding; intermediate conductance calcium-activated potassium channel activity. The record is from RefSeq and is marked reviewed.
AGAGCCAGCAGAGCAGGCUGACGACCUGCAAGCCACAGUGGCUGCCCUGUGCGUGCUGCGAGGUGGGGGACCCUGGGCAGGAAGCUGGCUGAGCCCCAAGACCCCGGGGGCCAUGGGCGGGGAUCUGGUGCUUGGCCUGGGGGCCUUGAGACGCCGAAAGCGCUUGCUGGAGCAGGAGAAGUCUCUGGCCGGCUGGGCACUGGUGCUGGCAGGAACUGGCAUUGGACUCAUGGUGCUGCAUGCAGAGAUGCUGUGGUUCGGGGGGUGCUCGUGGGCGCUCUACCUGUUCCUGGUUAAAUGCACGAUCAGCAUUUCCACCUUCUUACUCCUCUGCCUCAUCGUGGCCUUUCAUGCCAAAGAGGUCCAGCUGUUCAUGACCGACAACGGGCUGCGGGACUGGCGCGUGGCGCUGACCGGGCGGCAGGCGGCGCAGAUCGUGCUGGAGCUGGUGGUGUGUGGGCUGCACCCGGCGCCCGUGCGGGGCCCGCCGUGCGUGCAGGAUUUAGGGGCGCCGCUGACCUCCCCGCAGCCCUGGCCGGGAUUCCUGGGCCAAGGGGAAGCGCUGCUGUCCCUGGCCAUGCUGCUGCGUCUCUACCUGGUGCCCCGCGCCGUGCUCCUGCGCAGCGGCGUCCUGCUCAACGCUUCCUACCGCAGCAUCGGCGCUCUCAAUCAAGUCCGCUUCCGCCACUGGUUCGUGGCCAAGCUUUACAUGAACACGCACCCUGGCCGCCUGCUGCUCGGCCUCACGCUUGGCCUCUGGCUGACCACCGCCUGGGUGCUGUCCGUGGCCGAGAGGCAGGCUGUUAAUGCCACUGGGCACCUUUCAGACACACUUUGGCUGAUCCCCAUCACAUUCCUGACCAUCGGCUAUGGUGACGUGGUGCCGGGCACCAUGUGGGGCAAGAUCGUCUGCCUGUGCACUGGAGUCAUGGGUGUCUGCUGCACAGCCCUGCUGGUGGCCGUGGUGGCCCGGAAGCUGGAGUUUAACAAGGCAGAGAAGCACGUGCACAACUUCAUGAUGGAUAUCCAGUAUACCAAAGAGAUGAAGGAGUCCGCUGCCCGAGUGCUACAAGAAGCCUGGAUGUUCUACAAACAUACUCGCAGGAAGGAGUCUCAUGCUGCCCGCAGGCAUCAGCGCAAGCUGCUGGCCGCCAUCAACGCGUUCCGCCAGGUGCGGCUGAAACACCGGAAGCUCCGGGAACAAGUGAACUCCAUGGUGGACAUCUCCAAGAUGCACAUGAUCCUGUAUGACCUGCAGCAGAAUCUGAGCAGCUCACACCGGGCCCUGGAGAAACAGAUUGACACGCUGGCGGGGAAGCUGGAUGCCCUGACUGAGCUGCUUAGCACUGCCCUGGGGCCGAGGCAGCUUCCAGAACCCAGCCAGCAGUCCAAGUAGCUGGACCCACGAGGAGGAACCAGGCUACUUUCCCCAGUACUGAGGUGGUGGACAUCGUCUCUGCCACUCCUGACCCAGCCCUGAACAAAGCACCUCAAGUGCAAGGACCAAAGGGGGCCCUGGCUUGGAGUGGGUUGGCUUGCUGAUGGCUGCUGGAGGGGACGCUGGCUAAAGUGGGUAGGCCUUGGCCCACCUGAGGCCCCAGGUGGGAACAUGGUCACCCCCACUCUGCAUACCCUCAUCAAAAACACUCUCACUAUGCUGCUAUGGACGACCUCCAGCUCUCAGUUACAAGUGCAGGCGACUGGAGGCAGGACUCCUGGGUCCCUGGGAAAGAGGGUACUAGGGGCCCGGAUCCAGGAUUCUGGGAGGCUUCAGUUACCGCUGGCCGAGCUGAAGAACUGGGUAUGAGGCUGGGGCGGGGCUGGAGGUGGCGCCCCCUGGUGGGACAACAAAGAGGACACCAUUUUUCCAGAGCUGCAGAGAGCACCUGGUGGGGAGGAAGAAGUGUAACUCACCAGCCUCUGCUCUUAUCUUUGUAAUAAAUGUUAAAGCCAGAA